GGUUGCACAGCUGAGUUUUGCACAGGGAGAGGCCAGGGAGUGGAAAAUGAAACAUACUGACAUUUUGAGCUGACGCUGUGCUCACAGGUCUUCUAAAAAGUCGUAUUAUUUAACGUUUUUGUGUGUUUUUUUAGAGUGUAGUAGGGUAUGCAUUUCGUUUCUCUUGUUAGGAAUGGAUGUUGAAGUCGUUCGAUUCAAGAUCGAUACUUUUGAUCGGUGCAGUGCGAGCGCGACUAGGAUAGUCAGGGUAGAGGUUAUCGCAACAGCUGCUGUUGUUGUAGUUUGUUUUGAAGUCUUUCGCUGGUCAUUGAUUGCUAAAGACCAGUCACAUUUAACUGCAGGUUCAAAGUAAAAUCAUCGUACACAUGGAACUAAUAAUAAAACCAGGAACGAAGCAGGACUGGAGACAACCAGAGAAGGCUGUGUUGAUUGGAGAGCUUAUGCCAGUCCACCCUCAGCCCCUGGAGCGCAGGUCAGGCUGUGAGACCUGGAGUGCUGAGUUCUCCCCCGAUGGUUCUUAUUUUGCUUGGUCGCUGGGACACGGAAUCGUGAAGCUCGUCCCGUGGCCGCUGGAGGAGAGCAGCGGGACCCCUACUAGAAGUGCUACACCGUGCAAGAACUACUUCUGUAAUGCAGGAUGGCAAGAAAAUGACAACCCCAAGGAAAAGACCCUCGAGUGUGGACAGACUGUGUGGAGCUUGGCUUUUGGUCCGCGCUCAUCUAAUGACAGAACUCGCCACAGACGUGACUGUCAACCGACAUCGCUUUCUCAUCUGUUCUCAAGCCUGGUUCUGGCCACAGGUCUUAAUGAUGGGCAUAUCAAAGUGUGGGAGGUACUAACAGGUCAUCUCCUGUUUAAUCUAACUGGACAUCAGGACGUGGUGAGGGAUCUGACCUUCGCCCCAAACGGAGGCUGGACACUUGUCUCUGGUUCUCGAGACCAGACGAUACGAGUUUGGGAUUUAACAAAAGACGGUAAAACAGCCCAUGUGCUGACUGGCCACAAGCAGUGGGUGUACUGCUGUCGGGUUUCCCCUGACUGCAGCAUGAUUGCCUCUGUUUCCGGAGAGAACCACGUGUUCCUGUGGAGCAUGCGAUCGUACACCUUCAUUAGAAAACUGGAGGGUCACAAGAACUGCGUCAUAUCCUGCGACUUCUCGCCUGACGGAGCGCUGCUGGUGACGGCGUCCCUCGACACACAGGUGUACCUGUGGGACCCCUACACUGGGGAAUCGCUCAUGCAGUUAAGCCAUUGUUUUCCUCACCUGUACAGUUAUGCCGUCUGCGAUGUUCGCCUGAGGUCUGUGCGCUUCUCUCCUGAAGGCUUAUACUUUGCAACAGUUGCAGAUGACAGGGACUUAAGGAUUUGGGCGUUAGGAAUGGACAGGCCAGUAAUAGAAAGCCCAGUGCCGCAAAAUCCUGUGACCAACGGCCUGUGCUGCGCUUUCUCACCACAAGGGGGAGUCCUUGCAACAGGGACGAGAGAUGGGCAGGUGCAGUUCUGGAGGAGCCUGAGGGUCGUGCCGAGUUUACGGCACCUAAGCCGCGUAUCCCUCCGCCAGUCCGUGUCCUCCCAUCAGGUGAUGGCGCUGCCGAUCCCCAAGAAGAUGAAGGACUUUCUCACGUACAGGACUCUCUUAACAUGCCAGGAGAACAACACCCUUCAUCACUUACAAGAAGUCAUAGCCCUCAAUUAACAACCCUGGUUUCUGACACAAAAGCACCUUCUUUUUCCUUAGAAUGUUAUUGGUAACAGUAUAAUUGAUUUUUUUUUUUUUUUAAUCUUUAAAUUUUCAAAGAAUAUAUUGUAAAUAUUUUGAGAUUAAGUAUAAUAUUUCUUUAACAAUAUUAUUUUUUUAUAAGUCUUCUUCCAUCUGUUUGUUUUCACUGCUGCAACACAAAUUGAAAUCCCAAAUCUCAAGAACAGCCUUAAAUCUCUAUAUUUACUUAUAUAUUGAACUUCUUUACCAUUUAACUCAUUCUGUGUGUAUCUUCUUCAAGCAGGCACUUCUGAUGGAAACUGGCUUUUCUUUCUUUAAGUACAGUUUGCAGAAGCCCAUAUUGUUGCCGGUGUAUCUCUAGCGUGUCUGAAGUCUAAAAUGGUCAUUUUGCAGCAGUAGCUAUAAAAUGAGGCAUGAAGAACAUACUGUAUAUUCAAGUUGAAACACGAAGCAAAAAAUAAAACAUCACUUUAAAAAAAUAAAUAAAUAACCCUGAGAAUUGAUGUGGAAAAUAUCAAGAGAUUGAGUGCAUGCUCAGAGUUUUAAUAAAUCAACCUUAUACUUGGA
Messenger RNA from Polyodon spathula (Mississippi paddlefish), 2288 nucleotides. Its product is annotated as WD repeat and SOCS box-containing protein 2-like. The record is from RefSeq and is a predicted model, not a curated record. Gene Ontology annotation, molecular function: protein binding. The transcript is spliced from 9 exons. Lineage: Eukaryota; Metazoa; Chordata; Actinopteri; Acipenseriformes; Polyodontidae. The coding region runs from base 366 to 1697 and encodes 443 amino acids. Gene Ontology annotation, biological process: intracellular signal transduction.